AUGACAAUACCCGAAAGAAAACAGGGUCCUAUUGGAUACGCAUGUAGCCGGUCACUCUUAAUGGCUGCCAACAAGCUUCCGUCAAAUCCAGGACGGGCUAUUCUUGUGCACACGUUGCUCCAUGCAUACAAGCUAUUUUCUCAGAACCAAGAGCCCAACAAGGAUGAUCAAGAGCCACAGUGCAAAGUCAUUCCAGUUAAGCCUCUUGGUGCCGCACAGCUCAAAACAUACCACGAUGCUGGAUUUGUUGACUUUAUUUUGGAAUUAGAUUCUGUACAAUCCAGCGACGCAGAUAAUGAUGCUGAGCUUGAAUCAUCUUCUGAGGAAGAUGAAGAAGACAGUAACAAACCUCCAAGGAAACGAUUAAGGGAAGAUGUCCGACACAAGACUCCACAAAUUAUGAUUAAACCAAACUCAUCUCAAGAUUCCAAAGCACGAAAGAGAAAAACCAAGCUUUAUCGCAAGUACGAGGCAUAUGGACUAGAAUAUGAUUGUCCUUAUUUCCCAGGGAUUUCGGACUACGUGCGGCUCGUGGCUGGGGCUUCGGUUGCGUGUGCCGAGUACAUUUUAGAGCAUGAAAAAAAGAGUCCAUCCACAGAUGAAAGUGAUAUUCCACAGCAAGCGCCUAUUGCCAUCAAUUGGCAGGGAGGGAGACAUCAUGCAAGGAAAACUCGGGCGGCUGGGUUUUGUUAUGUGAAUGAUGCAGUUCUGUGCAUCCAGCGGUUGCGUAAAAAGUUUUCGCGAGUUGCAUACAUUGAUCUGGACUUGCACCAUGGUGACGGUGUAGAAACUGCGUUUGCACGAUCGUCUAACGUUGCUGUUGUUUCAGUUCACAGGUACGACCGUGGGUUUUACCCUGGAUCUCCGUUUGGAUCGCUUGAAUAUGAAGGUGGUGGGAAUACAAAGUACAUGAACAGUUCUGGUAUUGAUAGCAACAAUGAAGCCAAGUAUUUUGGCAAACUACCUGGAUACGGAUACACUCUUAAUAUUCCGACAAAGCGCGGGCUGACUGGCGAGUCAUUGGACCGGAUUAUGCGCGAGAUUGUAACUCCCUUUGUAACCAAAGUAUUUUGCGCAGAUUGUGCCGUUGUGGUACUGGGCACAGAUGGAUUAUCGCGAGACGAACACCGUGAGUGGCGGCUUUCUCCACGCGACUACGAGCGUGCUAUGCGUGAGCAUGUGCGGGAUGCUUGGAAUCUUCCAACAGUUGUGCUGGGUGGUGGCGGGUACCACCACGCAGACACAGCACGCGCAUUAACAGCAGCAACGGCAGCAUUGCUGGGUCGGCGUGACCAGGACAACUGGGUAGAUAUUCCAGAACAUGCCAUGAUGGACGCUUAUUGUGACGAUGCGUAUGAGUUUUGGGCUGGAGAGAGUAUAUCUGAGAUGAAUGAUGAGAAUGCAGGGGAGCACCUAGAUCAUCUUGUAGAGGUUUACCAAGCCCGGUUUAAACGAAAGUACAAGUGA
Messenger RNA from Magnusiomyces paraingens, 1467 nucleotides. RefSeq lists its product as uncharacterized. The record is from RefSeq and is a predicted model, not a curated record. Lineage: Eukaryota; Fungi; Ascomycota; Dipodascomycetes; Dipodascales; Dipodascaceae. Bases 1 to 1467 code for a protein of 488 amino acids. The transcript has a single exon.